Molecule: messenger RNA, 3093 nt
Organism: Onychomys torridus (southern grasshopper mouse)
Lineage: Eukaryota; Metazoa; Chordata; Mammalia; Rodentia; Cricetidae
Gene: Ttc27
Product: tetratricopeptide repeat domain 27
Exons: 21
Coding region: 35-2782 (915 amino acids)
Molecular function (GO): protein binding
Source: RefSeq, a predicted model, not a curated record
UGUCAUGGCCGCCCCCGUGUAGCCGAAUGCUCACAUGGUGCGCUGGUCCUGUGGGUGUCUGGCCGGUUCCCCUGGCACUAGAAGCCAGCGACUUUGGUCCCUCCUCCUUUCGCCUCCUCCUCCUCCCCGUGGGAGGUCCAGUGAUGCCGGGGGUGACGUGGACUCCGGAGCGGGCGCUGCUGAGGGGCUUCUCCACCGAGGCGGAGCGGCUGUGGAGCGAGCAGGAGCGGCUCUGUGGCUCAGGUGGGAGAGCGGUGAGGACAGGGAUGCCAGCCCAGAUAUUGGAGUUUUCUUAGACUUGCUGUUGGAAGGGAGCUAUGAGGCCAUGUUCUUACAUUCAGUGACACGAAAUAUUUUCAAUUCAACAAUGAUGGCUGAAGAAAAGAUUGACAGCUACCUGGAGAAGCAGAUAGUAAAUUUCCUGGAUUGCUCUACGGAUUUGGAGGAAAUUGAAAGACAGCGGCUGGUUUUCCUCCUUGGUGUGAGCAGCUUGCAGCUGUUUGUCCAGAGCAACUGGACUGGGCCUCUUGUGGACUUGCACCCUCAGGAUUUCUUACCACCUGCUCUGCUUGAGCAGUUUAGUGAGGUCAAAGGACUGGAUGCUAUUAUUCUGGGCCUACUCAUUCUAGAUGGUGAAUCCAUCUACAGCCUGACCUCAGAACCCAUACUACUGUUAAUAGCACGCAUUGUCCUAGUGAACAUCAGACAUAAACUAACAGCUCUCCAGAGCUUACCGUGGUGGACUUUGAGAUAUGUGAAUAUUCACCAACAGUUGCUAGAGGAGCGCUCGCCUCAGCUCUUUGCUCUUGCUGAAAGCUGUAUUGAUCAAGUGAUGAAACUAGAGGAUUUGUUUGAAGGCGAUCCAGGCCGACCUUUAGCUAUUCAGUUCCAUCUGGAAUGUGCACAUGUGUUUUUAUAUUACUAUGAAUAUAAAGAAGCAAAAGACCGGUUCAAUGCUGCUAAAGACAUCAGCAGGCUACAGGUUGAUCUGACAGGAGCUUUGGGGAAAAGGACACGAUUCCAGGAAAAUUACGUGGCACAGCUGAUUCUAGAUGUAAGGAGAGAAGAGGACGUCCCUUCCAGUCGUGAGUUCAGCCCAGCACCCACCCCCCAGGAAUACUUAACCAAGAAUCUUGAGCUCAACGAUGAUACCGUUCUGAAUGAAAUCAAGUUAGCCGACAGUGAACAGUUUGAGAUGCCUGACCUGUGUGCUGAAGAGCUUGCUGUCAUCCUUGGAGUCUGCACAAAUUUCCAGAAGAACAACCCAGUUCAUAAGCUAACGGAGGAGGAGCUGUUGGCCUUCACAUCGUGUUUACUUUCACAACCGAAGUUCUGGGCCAUUCAGACGUCAGCCUUGAUCCUGCGGACAAAGCUUGAGAGAGGAAGCACUCGGAGAGUGGAGCGGGCCAUGAGGCAGAUGCAGGCUCUUGCAGACCAGUUUGCAGACAAAACCACGCCCGUGCUGGAGCGUCUGAAGAUUUUCUACUGCUGCCACGUGCCCCCUCACUGGGCUGUCCAGCGCCAGCUUGCGGCUUUGCUCUUUGAGUUGGGAUGUACCACUUCAGCCCUUCAGAUAUUUGAGAAGCUGGAGAUGUGGGAAGACGUGGUCAUCUGCUACGAAAGGGCUGGGCAGCAUGGGAAGGCAGAAGAGAUCCUUCGGCGAGAACUGGAGAAGAAGGAAACGCCAAGCUUGUAUUGCUUGCUUGGAGAUGUCCUGCAAGACCACUCCUGCUAUGACAAGGCCUGGGAGCUGUCGCGACACCGCAGUGCGCGUGCCCAGCGCUCCAAAGCCCUCCUCCAUCUUCGGAACAAGGAGUUUCGGGAAUGUGUGGAGUGCUUUGAGCGCUCAGUGAAGAUUAAUCCCAUGCAGCUUGGGGUCUGGUUUUCCCUAGGCUGUGCCUACUUGGCCUUGGAAGAUUACAUGGGUUCAGCGAAGGCAUUUCAGCGCUGUGUGACCCUAGAACCUGAUAAUGCUGAGGCUUGGAACAAUUUAUCCACUUCUUAUAUUCGAUUGAAACAAAAAGUCAAAGCUUUUAGAACUUUACAAGAAGCUCUCAAAUGUAACUACGAACACUGGCAAAUCUGGGAAAACUAUAUUCUCACCAGCACCGACGUCGGGGAGUUUGCGGAAGCCAUUAAAGCUUACCACCGGCUCCUGGACCUGCGAGACAAAUACAAAGACACUCAGGUCCUUAAGAUUCUGGUUAGGGCAGUGGUUAAUGGUCUGACCGAUCGAAGUGGAGACGUUGCCUCCAGCCUCAAAGGGAAGCUGCAGGAGUUGUUUGGCAGAGUGACCUCAAGGGUGACCAACGAUGGAGAGAUCUGGAGACUGUAUGCCCAGGUACAUGGAAACGGGCAGAGCGAGAAGCCUGAUGAGAACGAGAAGGCAUUCCAGUGUCUCUCGAAGGCCUACAAGUGUGACACACAGUCCAACUGUUGGGAGAAAGAUGUUACAGCAUUUAAGGAAGUUGUUCAAAGAGCCAUGGGACUCGCACAUGUGGCUAUAAAAUGCAGUGAGAGCAAGUCCAGUCCCCAGGAAGCUGUGCAAGCACUCUCCUCAGUUCGGCUCAAUAUACGCGGUUUGUUGUCCAAAGCAAAGCAAAACUUUACAGAUGUGGCAAGUGGCGAAGUCUCUGGAGAGCUAGCCAAUGAAAUAGCAGCUAUGAACGCUCUGCAGGCCGAGCUGCAAGACCUCAGCAACCAGCUUCGAAACCGAACAUCUGCAUGUGCCUCUACUGGAUCAUGGACAGCUUUCUCCUCAACCCAGGGCCCUUGGGAUUAAGGUUCCCACCUUAUGAGGUCAAGGGAUUGCACACCACACAGUAAGCACGUGCAAUCUCCCUUUUGCUUUAUAGUGUUAAUGAAUGGACCUUGAACAAUGCUCCCCAACACCAAUGGAAAGGCAAUGCCCCUCCCUCCUGGGGCUGGCACUGCUACAGCUGUCCUGUAGGACGGGAGACGUGGAUCCCUAACCCAUUCUGAGAAGUCCGCUUGCCAUUCUGGCUAAAGAAACCUCCUUGGUGAAUCUCUCUUUCUACUUGAAAAUUUUGUACCCUAUUGGCAAAAUAAAAUUUGAGAAGUUAAUAAAAGUGA